Marmota flaviventris (yellow-bellied marmot) is the source of this 753-nucleotide messenger RNA. The record is from RefSeq and is a predicted model, not a curated record. NCBI's taxonomy places the organism in Eukaryota, Metazoa, Chordata, Mammalia, Rodentia, Sciuridae.
AUGGUGGAUUACUAUGAAGUUCUAGGAGUACAGCGAUAUGCUUCACCUGAGGACAUUAAAAAAGCUUAUCAUAAAGUGGCACUUAAAUGGCACCCUGAUAAAAAUCCGGAAAAUAAAGAAGAAGCAGAGAGAAAAUUCAAAGAAGUAGCUGAGGCAUAUGAGGUAUUAUCAAAUGAUGAAAAACGGGACAUUUAUGAUAAAUAUGGCAAGGAAGGAUUAAAUGGUGGAGGUGGAAGUCAUUUCGAGGAUGAAUACGAGCAUAGCUUCAUAUUCCGUAAGCCAGACGAUGUCUUUAAAGAAAUUUUUAGGGAAAGGGACCCAUUUUCAUUUCACUUCUUUGAAGACUCACUUGAGGAUCUUUUAAAUAGUCCGAGAAGUUUCUAUGAGAGCAGAGGAAGUGCAGGAUCCUUUUUCUCUACCACCAGUGAACAUCCAACUUUGGAGAGAUUUUCUUUCUAUGAUACAGGAUAUACAUCAUAUAAUUCACUGGGGCAUGAGGGCCUUCCUUCAUUCUCUUCCCUGGCAUUUGAUGAUAGUGGGAUGUGCAACUAUAUAUCUUUUACAACUUCAGGCAAGAUUAAUGGCAGAAACAUUAAUAUGAAGAAAAUUAUUGAGGAUUAUCAAGGAAUAGAAGAUAUACAAGAUGAUGAGUUGAAAUCCUUCUUUGUAAAUGGAUUCAAAGAAGAUGGUAAGAGGAAAAAAAAGAAGCACAAAGAAGUGCAGAAAAAGAAGUCAACCAAAAGGAAUCUCUAA